Coregonus clupeaformis (lake whitefish) is the source of this 797-nucleotide messenger RNA. RefSeq names its product histone-lysine N-methyltransferase SETD1A-like. Bases 251 to 574 code for a protein of 107 amino acids. Lineage: Eukaryota; Metazoa; Chordata; Actinopteri; Salmoniformes; Salmonidae. Gene Ontology annotation, cellular component: Set1C/COMPASS complex. The transcript has 4 exons. The record is from RefSeq and is a predicted model, not a curated record. Gene Ontology annotation, molecular function: histone H3K4 methyltransferase activity.
ACACUUGUUAUGUACAUAGCCGCGCGAAGUAGGGUUGCUGCAGAACCCCCUGAAAAAAACAUAUUACUCCUGUGUGAGCGGACAGAAAAUACUCCUCAGCAAAACACAACUAGCUAGUGUGUGACGUGACCAUUGUUUUGACAGCAGCACCAGGCGGGGGCAAAUUUACAGUAUGCCAGAGGUAGGCUAGCAUGAUAAGAACGGACGUUUGAAGCUACAUUGAUGUGCUCUGUUUUAUCAAAGUUAUAGCAUGGAUCCAGACAGUGAGCCUGAUACACAACGAGCAUUCAGUUUGCAAUGGAAGAGUUAUAAGCUCAUCCAAGACCCAGCCAUCCGGAGGGUUAACAACAAAAUAUACAUGAUACAGUGCAUUCAGAAAGACUCGGGGUUCCCCCCAGUGGGAGAUUUGCGGGACCCUCGACCUCGUAGGAUCAUGCCCAGGCACACAGAGAUGGCCCUGCCAGUGCCUAAGUUCAAGCUAGAUGAGUUCUACGUGGGCCCCAUUCCCCUCAAGGAAGUGACCUUCGCUCACCUCAAUGACAACAUCAAGGAACCCUUCCUGGCCAAGAUGUAGUACAGUACAUUAUCAGUUGGCAUCAGAUGCUGCCAUUCAGCUCUCUGCAUUGGUAACAUACUGUCCAAUGCUGACCAUCCUUAUCUGGGUGUGAUAAAUAACUAGCUUUUUUGCUAAAAAUAAACAAGAGCGGGCAGGAAGACCUGGAAAAUAGUGUUUGUAUUACUGCACAGAUGUUUUUUUUCAGUGACAAGCGUCCUUAAUUAAAUUGUCCUCAACAUGA